Python bivittatus (Burmese python) is the source of this 3627-nucleotide messenger RNA. The record is from RefSeq and is a predicted model, not a curated record. NCBI's taxonomy places the organism in Eukaryota, Metazoa, Chordata, Lepidosauria, Squamata, Pythonidae.
UUCUUUUAAAUGUUAUUUUAAAAUAAUGAGAAAAACUGCAAUUUAUUUUAUGUAUUCCAAAAGUAGAGAAUGCCAGAAGCAAUCUUCAUUUAAUGUACUGGCAAGUAUGGCUACUAAUCUUUCAAGCGCUACCAGAUUUUCCCUUGUACAGGAUAUGAAAAAGAGGAGUUGUUCCCCCCACCCACCCCCAAGAUUAAAGAAUCACUGUGGUUUAAAGGCUUAAUCUGAUGGUGUUUGUACUGGAAGAGCUCAGAGGUCUCCAGCUCAGAGCACAAUUGGAUGCAGCAUUAGAGUUAUUUAUGAAAAAAAAAAAUGCUCCCGGGUAGAUGUGAUCUAUCCUUUGAAAUGUGUUGUGGCUGAAGCUGUAAAGCUGCUGGGAUUUCUUCAGCGCCUGGCAGGAUCCCACUGCUGUGGGGAGGGCAAGAAGGGGGAGUCGUUCCGUACAUGAAUCCAGGCUAUUGUUCUGUGCGCACUUUGUUUUAAAAAAGUAUCACAAAGCAGACUGUUACUUAUUCAGAUGCAGGAGCUCCUUCCAUCACACAAGACAGCCCAUUCAAGUCACAUGCCAGAGGUCUCCGCAGAAUGGGCUGCUGCAGCUGCUUCAAAUCUGCUGUCUAACAUAAGAAGCAGUUGGACCAACCUGACAGCAGUCCGCCUCCCAGCCUCUGCAGAAGACAGGGAAAAGAUCUGGGAUCCAAGCACUAUGUUUGCUGAGGAGCUGUGGCUUGACAAUGAGAAAGCCUGUGCUGUGGUUCACAAAUCAAAACAAGGACGGAAGCGCCAAGAACUCCUGGCAGUGGCCUUGGGGGUUAAGAUGGGAGUGAAGGGGGCACUCUUGUGGCAACCGCUGAAACUCUUUGCCUAUUCGCAGAUCACCUCCUUGGUCAGAAGAGCAGCACUGACCCAGAAUGACAACCAUUUCAACUAUGAAAAAGCACACAAUUUUAAGGUCCACACAUUCCGAGGUCCACACUGGUGUGAAUACUGUGCCAAUUUCAUGUGGGGACUCAUUGCUCAGGGAGUAAGAUGUUCAGACUGUGGAUUAAAUGUACACAAACAAUGUUCAAAGUAUGUUCCCAAUGACUGCCAACCAGACCUUAAGAGGAUCAAACGGGUCUAUUGCUGUGAUCUCACUACACUAGUGAAGGCCCACAAUGCACAGAGACCCAUGGUGGUGGACAUAUGCAUACGUGAAAUUGAAGCAAGAGGUUUGAAGUCAGAAGGCAUUUACAGAGUCUCAGGGUUCACUGAACACAUUGAAGAUGUCAAAAUGGCCUUUGAUCGAGAUGGUGACAAGGCAGAUGUCUCUGCUAACAUAUAUCCUGACAUAAAUAUUAUUGCUGGCGCACUAAAGCUGUAUUUCAGAGAUUUACCAAUUCCUGUUAUCACUUAUGAUACUUACUCUAAGUUCAUAGAGGCAGCAAAACUCUCCAAUCCUGAUGAAAGAUUAGAAGCUGUCCAUGAAGUGUUAAUGUUACUUCCUGCUGCACACUAUGAGACUCUUAGAUACCUGAUGAUUCAUCUCAAAAAGGUUACCAUGAAUGAAAAAGAAAACUUUAUGAAUGCUGAAAAUCUGGGUAUAGUGUUUGGACCUACUUUAAUGAGGCCCCCAGAAGAUAGCACUCUUGCUACACUCAAUGAUAUGCGGUACCAGAAGCUGAUUGUGCAGAUACUAAUAGAAAAUGAAGAUGUUUUGUUUUAGACAAACCGGUCUAAAUAUAUAGCCAUCUGCAAUGAAAAUUAAAUUUAAAUAAAUCCUCAUGACAAGAAGUGUGGACAAUGUUUCAUUUUAUGUGUCUUGUAGAUAUACACCAAAUAUUUAAUAAAAGCUAUGUCUCACAGACAAAAGUCAGAAGAACAAAGUCAGAAAAAAUUCUCUUCCCUUGUAUCUUUUACCUUGCUUCCAAUUUGUCUCUGUGUAGAAAGGUUACAGAUUUCUUCUGUUAACUUAUUAAAAGAAACUUUGUAUAUUUGUUUAGAUCACUGAAGCAAAAAGGUACUAUUAAGCUGAAUCCCAAAUCUUAUGCUGGCACAGUUUCUACUAAAAUUAACUCUCUCAGCACAGCAAUUUAUGUGUACCCAAUUCUGCAAAUGCAUUUUGAUGCAUAUUUUAAUUCUCCCUUUGUUUAGAAUCUUUGUGCACAAUUAUACACAAAUAGACCACAUCUAAAACAUUUUGGACAUGUAUUGCCUUCUGGUUCUCUAUAAAUGAAGAUGUUUCCCAUAUAGAAAACAUCUUCAUUUAUAAGGAACCAGAAGGCAAUAAAGGCCCAAAAUGUUUAUCCAAGAGAUCAGGGUGUUCAUCAGUGUUAUUUCUAUAGGGAUAUACAUUUUUUUUCUAUGUAAGACAUAAUUGUAUAUGUCUGAGUGAAACAAAACGUGUAUUUAUAAAUAUAUUUUAUACUUACGUUAGUUUUAGGAAUGUCUUUUUUUUUUAAGCAAAAUAUAAUUCAAUGCGGUGCAUUGAUGAUUUUCCGUAUAUUCUUCUUAAGCAUUAUUGCUAUAGUAUAUUGAAAACAUUUACCACUGCAGUAUUAUCCUGACAUUAUUACUUUCAUUGCAAAUGGUUUUUAAAAGAUUUUACUUCAUACACAUCUGAACAUAUCCUGUAGAGGUAUGGCAAAUGCAGUAAUUUUUGUUUUAACUUUACCUCCAAAAAGAGAGAUGUUGUAAAAAAAUUAAAUAGUAUUGGCAGUAGUAUCAACUACUACACAUAACAUUUGUUUCUUGAAAUACAGCUAUGUUUAAAAUGAGUAAUGCUAGAUUCUUGGAUAUUUCUGAACUUGGUAAAAGGUUCACACUUAUUUGGAUUUUUGUUAUUUUUAAAUUCCAAAUGGCUUCGGUAUUUAUAAAAGUAAACCUGUUUAAAUUAAGCCUUUUUUCUUCAUUUUAUUUUGGCAAAUGUGUUAAUAAAUUAGAGAGAGUGAAUGAAAGAGAAAUAGUGUAUUACCAAAUGUCAAGGGACUUUCUUCUGUCUUUUCAAAGAUUGACUUCUCAAUCUAAUAAAUGCAAUUCAUUCUAAUAUUAUACAUAUUUCUCAUCAAGAGAUUUUUGUACACAUAUUUCAAACAGAUCUUGUGAGCCACCCAAAGUCCCCCAUUAGGGGGAGAUGGGCGGAGAUAAAUCUAAUAAAUAAAUAAAUAACUAAAUAAACACAGGUAGAAAGUAUAGUGUAAAUCAGAAUUUUCUCUGUGAAAAGCUCUGUUAAACUGUACUCUUGAUUUGUAUGGAUCACAAGUUUUGAAAGCCAAUUCUGCUGUUUUCUGAAUUAUUUCAGGGAGCAUAGGUUUCUAUACAAAAAUGUGUGUAAUUUUGAUAAUGAAAGAAGAUUAAAGACCAAAUGGGGCAAGGGAAACAAUGUAUAUUAAUUAUCCUUUACCUAGAUCAACAAGGGCUAGAUAGACAGAUCCAGGCUGCAGGCCAGAUGGUAGUGGGGUCUGAUUUGCUGGUAUAAUAGUCCUAGAAAUUCUCUUAAGUUGCACAAGUUUAAAUGUUGUAGGCUAUGUACUAAAUACUGUUAUAAAAUGGUAUGGAAAUGGUUUUAUUUUGUGAAGUGAAAUAUGCUUUGUAACUUAUGAUAGUGUAAAUGGAAAGAAAAAAAAAUAAAUGUGUUGAAUCUAUAUGUUA